AUGUACAUAACUAUCAGCUACAUGAACACCUGACCACAUAUCAAUUAGAUAAAAAAGCCUCUCUGUCCUCCCAGCCCCAGUACCUCGCUCCUCACCCACCGUCAUCCAUCAAUCAUGACUUCGUUCUUGCCGUCAAACGCCCAUGUCUCCACUCACCCAUGCCUGCGCAUGAAGCUCUCCCAGCUCCGAUCUCACAGCACCAAUCCUCGUGACACCAAGGCUUUGAUCCAUGAGAUUUCCACUAUUGUCGGCGUCGAGGCGCUCGCACGGGCUCUCAAGAGCACUACUGCAGGCACGGACAAAUCGCCCCUUGGCUAUGAAUUUCCUGUCGACACUAUCACCCCCUCCCGCAUCUCCCUCGUCCCCAUCCUCCGAUCUGGUCUCGGCAUGACCGAUGCACUCCUCUCAGUGUUGCCUAACCCCGUCCCCGUGCACCACCUCGGCCUUUAUCGCGAAAAGACAACGCUUCAGCCCGUCGAGUACUACAACAACCUGCCUUAUCACCGGCCCUCGACGGCGGAUGCAGACAGCGCGAGGCCCAGCGAGCUGGCUAUUGUAGUAGACCCAGUCAUCGCAACGGGCGCAACGGCGUGCGCGGCGAUCGAGACGCUCAAAGACUGGGGCGUCAAAAGCGUAUUGUUGAUUGCCGUGAUUGCGAGUGAAGGUGGCUUGAGGAAGGCAGCCGAGAGCUGGCCUGAGGGCGUCGAGGUAUGGGUGGGCGGUUGUGACAGGGAGACAGACGGGAAAGGCAUGAUCAAGCCGGGGUUAGGUGACGUUGGGGACAGGCUCUUCUUAACAAUUGGUAAAUAGCUAUACAAUACUAUCUUAAUAGAUAGAUGGUUGUAUACUUGAUUAUCUUGUUUUCCUAGGAUCUCCCUGCUAAUAAUAGUUGCGGCUACUAACACAGAUUUAGACGAAUAUAUUCAAGAUACACAUGUUAUUUCUAACAGAUAUAUAUAUCGAGUUCUAGAUUUUAGCUAUAAAUAUAUAGUAGUUUAAUGCGG
Aplosporella prunicola CBS 121167 is the source of this 1004-nucleotide messenger RNA. RefSeq lists its product as uncharacterized. The transcript has 2 exons. Bases 115 to 810 code for a protein of 231 amino acids. The record is from RefSeq and is a predicted model, not a curated record. Lineage: Eukaryota; Fungi; Ascomycota; Dothideomycetes; Botryosphaeriales; Aplosporellaceae.